This is a messenger RNA of Pyrenophora tritici-repentis Pt-1C-BFP, 348 nucleotides long. RefSeq lists its product as uncharacterized. Lineage: Eukaryota; Fungi; Ascomycota; Dothideomycetes; Pleosporales; Pleosporaceae. The record is from RefSeq and is a predicted model, not a curated record.
AUGCGUCAAUUCUACGAGGAUCCCCCGUACACCAUCAAUAUGCUGGACCAGUCUCUAUCCCCCACGCCCAAUACCCUCCAACAAGACCCCUAUCCUCUCUACCAAACCCUUGACUCUGCCGACCCCAAACCAAGCCCAAGCCCACCUCCCCAGCCACCACCUCCAUCUCCUAGACGAAAUCGUCACAGCACCACCUUAAGUGCAACCACUCUACUCCUGAAUCUCGCCAGCGGUAACGAUUCAAGUCUAAUCUUCUCUACUCAGACCCCAAGCCCCAGCCCCCCACCGGGACCGCCACCACCAUCCCCCAAGAGUCAUGCUCUUCGACGCUUCCCAGCGCCGACCUAA